AUGGUCGGCAUCAGCGGCAUCGACGAUGCAUUUCGUGCUGGUCUUCGGGAUCGGGCACGGGAGCUGGUACAAAAUCCGGACCAUGCUCGAGUCCUCGGGACACAGGGUGUCGUGCGUCGGCCUCGUCAACGCCGGCGUAGACCGGACCGAAGCCAACGCGCUAUAGUCGUUCGGGGAGUACAACAAGCCGCUGCUCGACCUGAUGGCGUGGUUGCCGGAAAACGAGCAGAAGUGGUGGUGGUGGGGCACAGCGCGGGGGUUGAGCGUGAUGGAGGCGAGCCACAAGUUCCCAAACAAGAUUCGGGUGACCGUCUACCUAGCCGCCACCAUGCUCAAGCGAGGUUUCUGCACCCACCGUCGUCUACCUGA
This is a messenger RNA of Linum tenue, 369 nucleotides long. The record is from the annotation of a GenBank genome assembly. Lineage: Eukaryota; Viridiplantae; Streptophyta; Magnoliopsida; Malpighiales; Linaceae.